Messenger RNA from Alnus glutinosa, 504 nucleotides. RefSeq lists its product as uncharacterized. The coding region runs from base 1 to 504 and encodes 167 amino acids. The record is from RefSeq and is a predicted model, not a curated record. The transcript has a single exon. Lineage: Eukaryota; Viridiplantae; Streptophyta; Magnoliopsida; Fagales; Betulaceae.
AUGUCUUGCCUACCUCUGAAGCUUCCGCCAGCUAGAACGGUGUGGAAGAGCCUCACCUCCAAAUUACAGAGCAAGCUACACAAGCUCCAGAGGUCUAAAGCCAUCAAGAAACCUCGAAAUCGGCUCAAGAAAACCAUCGGCGGCAGUGUUUGGCCCUCCCUCUUUGCCGGGCAACGUUUCAAACGUAAGAAACGGCUUGCGAUCCAUUCAUACCGCCAACAGUACCUUUUUGAGAAAAAAACUGCAUCUGUGUACGUAGAUAAGCUCUUCAAAGAGCCUGCGCCGGUGGAACAAUGUCCACCAAGAACGAAGAGUAGUAUCAAGCUCCUCGAUCAGCAGGCAGGCGGCAGCUUAGCUGAAAAGCCUUUAUCAGCGGAUGAUAUGUGGGAGUCACUGGCGUUGGCCUCACCUCUAAUGCGUGGAGUAGACGAAAGAGCAGAUGAGUUCAUUGCCAGAUUCAGGGCUGAAAUGGAGGUUCAGGAGACAUUGGCAUGUAACUUGUAG